Paramuricea clavata is the source of this 822-nucleotide messenger RNA. NCBI's taxonomy places the organism in Eukaryota, Metazoa, Cnidaria, Anthozoa, Malacalcyonacea, Plexauridae. The record is from the annotation of a GenBank genome assembly.
AUGUUACAGGAAAGUAAGUCAUGGAGAUCAAUAGAAAACAAAGAUGAGUACGAGUAUCCCGGAUUCUAUGAAAUAGAAAUGAUGUAUCAUACCCCUGACUAUAAAGCUAAACCAUUUGCUGUGAAGAACAGAGUACACUAUAUGUAUGACGACAUUCAGCUUUCGAGAUCAUCUACUCAAACCCAGUUACAUGAAGUAACAAUAGACGGCGUGAUUACUAAACUUCACAUUAGACGCUCGGCUUGUGAAGGUGUUAAAGUAUGUUCGGGAAAUGAGUGUAAAAGUUACACAGUGUCAAACCGACAGAGGAUCAAUAGAUGUCAUAUCCAUAAAAACACUACACCCCUUAAACAGACUGGGCAUUGUCCAGUACAAUUCGUUUAUGUACGGCGAGCCGAAGAGGAUGGAAGAAGAUGGAUAGGAGUUGUUAACGAACAUAACCACGAUAAACCUGUUCCUCACAAAAUAUCAACAAAAAUUCAAGAAGAUAUUCAGAUGUCUGCACUAGCCAAUAUUAGAAGUACUGCAAAAGAUCUCGCAAAAGGUUUGGGAAUAGGAUAUGUUCCGAGCGAGAAAAGUAUUGCAGCAGUAAACAUUGAUAGAAUUAGGCGAGAAAGAAGGCUGGGUAUUGGAAGCAUCUUGCAUCAAGGGGGGAAGUCAAAUGCUAAUGCAUUGGCCACUAUUGUUGAUUUCCCUAACAUAAGAAAUAAAGCUGAAAGAAGCCAAGACAUGGAAGACAAAUCAUUUUCAAUGAAAGUGAAUGAAUUGAUGGGAAAUUAUCAAAUGGAAGGAGCUGAAUACAUCUUUACUUCAACAUACUAA